GGUAUCGGUUUCAACAGCAACAAGCUUGCUAGUUCAGUAGCAAGUGUUCCCGGUGUGGAAUUAUUUCCACGUUUCACUUUGGGAUUUUAAAUAUGUACUUUGCAAUGAAAGCGCUGCUUAUGCAAGAAGGAAUAAGGUGUGUUUCUUUAGUAUUAUAAUACUACACAGCUGAAUACUAUAUAGUAAUACUUGAACACUAUACUAAUACUUUCCUUUAAAUGUAAUGUUAACUUCAUGCUGCGUUCCACUAACAGUAUUAGGCCAGAGUUUCAUACUCUGUACUUUACUUUGUUCUUAUAUGGAUGUUUGUGCCACAUAGAAAUGUGCAGCUUUCCACAUUGAAUCAUCAUCAGCAUUAUUUCCUUGGAUUCUUAUUUGUGAAUUUAUGAAGACUAACCUGUCUGAUGGAUAUCCAUAAGAAAGAAGAAAGCCAUUACCCAGCGUCUCUACUGUAGUUUGCAUGUAUACAUUUCUGGGCACCAAAUAUAGGACGACAGGAAAAAACCGUCUCAUAUUCGGGUCAUUAGAAUAAUAAUUUGACUGCAACUGUCCAUGCUAGCUUGGAGCAUAGAACAUUAAAUAAGGUCUAAAUAUUGUACAUUAGAAGGCGCAAAGACCAUUAAAUAAGCAAAACUAUUGCAAAAGGCGGUCUGUGAUGUAAUUAAGUGUAAAAAAGCCGUAUGUUGAAUGCCCCACGUACUUGUUUACCUGCAUUUUGCAUUGUGGGAAAGGAUCUGCAGUGUACCCGAGACUGAAUGGCCAAUGUUUUGUCCCAGUGGGGUUGCUGUUCUUCACGUGUUGUCCGCCCCGUUCCCUCACAUCCACGGAGACAGAUUGUUUUUCCGUCACCUCAAAUUUUCCCUUGUGCCACAACAAGAAUGCAUCGUGUUCUGUAUCUAUGACAUUGUGGCCUUCAUUUCACUGUCUCUUGUUUUCAGUGCAUGCCUGAGAGUAGCUCCGCCCGCAUCGGAGUCCGUUGUUUUAUCACGGCGCAGACUUCUAGCCAUUACCUUAAUGACCCAUCUAUCUUUGCCGUAUUCCUCUCAGAUGCUGACCGAGCCUGCCAUCUUCGCCGCAGAGAGCAGCUGCAACUGCCGUGCCCCUCAUGAGAAGCUCACCGUCGCUCAGGCCCGUGAAGGCACCCCAGUGGACCGUCCAGUGAGAGUCUACGCCGACGGCAUCUUCGACCUGUUCCACUCAGGCCAUGCUCGUGCUCUCAUGCAGGCCAAGAACCUCUUCCCUAACACCUACCUCAUUGUGGGAGUGUGCAGUGAUGACCUGACCCACAAGUACAAGGGCUUCACGGUCAUGACGGAGACGGAACGAUACGAAGCACUAAGACACUGCCGCUACGUAGAUGAGGUGCUGAGGGACGCUCCUUGGACGCUCACGGCCGAAUUUCUGGAGAAACACAAGAUCGAUUUUGUGGCUCAUGAUGAUAUCCCAUACUCCUCAGCAGGGAGCGAGGAUGUCUACAAACACAUCAAGGAGGCAGGUUUAUUUGUGCCGACACAACGCACCGAGGGGAUCUCCACGUCAGACAUCAUCACCAGAAUCGUCCGAGACUACGACGUCUACGCCCGUCGCAACCUCCAACGUGGCUACACAGCCAAGGAGCUCAACGUCAGCUACAUCAAUGAAAAGAAGUACCGGCUGCAGAACCAAGUGGACCGGAUGAAGGAGAAGGUUCGCAACGUGGAGGAAAAGAGCAAACAUUUUGUUUACCGCGUGGAGGAGAAGAGUCACGACCUCAUUCAGAAGUGGGAGGAGAAAUCCCGGGAGUUUAUCGGCAACUUCCUGGAGCUUUUCGGACCUGACGGGACAUGGAAGCAGGUGUUUCAGGAACGCAGCGGCCGAAUGCUGUCCUACGCUCUGUCUCCCCGGGAGUCCCCCUGCAGCAGCCCUCCGCGUGAACUGUCUCCCCAGCGCUCGCCGUCGCCCCCGUCUCCUCCCGACCGCUGGCACAACGCACGGCCCUCGCCCCUGACCUCCCCCAAAGGGGCGUCGGCCUCCGUCAGCAGCAUGAGUGAAGGCGACGAGGAUGAUGCAGACACUCCCACGUGCUCACAGAACAAUGCUUGAGAACUUGUGCGUGCACACACACACUUACACACACACACACUUUACACAUAAACACUGGAUAGAUACCAAAACACUUUACCUCAAGCAAAAUACAGAAGCCGUGGGGAUUCUGUGCAAGUGAGGUCUGUCCCGCUGGGUUGUCCAGGUGACCCACUCAGAUUCAGGUGGAUGAUGAUGGUUCACUGUAUCACGGAAAAAAGGUAGUCACACUGGAUCACCCAUAGCCUUGUUAAGCCACAUGCUUGUUUUUGUCCUUUUUCUUUUUUGUAGAGCACUGUCUCUUUAAAACGCCAUAUUUACUGUGAUUUUUUUUUUUGGUGUGUGGGGCGGUUAUAAUAUAAACACAGUGUCAAGAUGGCACACGCUAGCAUAUCACAUAAACUUUCCCAUGACAAAACACUCUUAAUGUGAAACAGGAAGACAUAAACCGGAAAUGUGGGGCGACGAGCGGAAUGCUGGCAAACGACGUUAACGCGUGUGUUUUAUGCAUUGCCCAUUUUACUCAAUUGUACUAGGACUAGCUGAUUAAUAUUUUUGGCGUUUUAUUGCAAAAAUGACAUGACAACAUUGUGUAAUUUAAUUGUUGAAGCGGGCUUGGGUACAUGUUAUAAAGUGCCCGGAUGUUAACAUAUCACUUAACCACUUAAAUGGCUGACCUCGGUAUCUACGUUUUACGCAGACUAUAACUUAACAGUUGAAGCAAUAUUGUGUUGGUGAAACAGCUGUAAGAUGUUGAUUCAAAAACGCUGAGAAUAAGACAACUGAAACCGUAAGUUAUUGAAUGUAAUCAGAGCUCACCUGUUAGCGUGUGCACAGCCAUCUUGCCCACGUGUGCGUCACACUGGAGAUGUGCGAGUCCUGAACGAGUCGGUGGAUCCGGGACUCGUCUCCGUGGCCUCGUCCGUCACGAGCUAAACAAAUUAAGUCGACGUACCCGAGUCACUUGAGGCCUGUUGCUAUGUAACUGUCACGACUCACAUCAGUGAGUGACUCAUUAGAAGUCAAGUUAGUGAAAGUACUCGCGUUUCCCCAUCACUAUCAACUCUGAACGUUGAACUUAUUCACUGACCUCACCUCACUCGAGCUGGUCAUUUUUCAGGGAGUAUUAUGUCCUCUAAGGGGAGGCUCACGUAAAAAACCCCAAUGGUACGGUACGCCUUGAGAAUGUACAUGUUAUUUGUUUUUUUUAAGUAAAAUGUCCAAACGGCUUGUCAUGUACAUAAAAACCCAGUGUUUGUGUUUUUAUUUAAAAAAAAAAACACACAGGACACGUAUCUAGAUGUACAUUUUUUUUAAUGCCAGUGUUGAGAAAAGAUCUAUUAAUCUCAUGCUGAACGACUUCUUUGUCCGGUUGCCUUUUUGGUUUCUGAUUGCACGUCUCCGCAUGGGGCCCCCUUCACACUUCAUACAUAUAAAUACAUCAUUUUUGAAGCUGCGAGAAACUGGAACGAACACUCCCACACCGGCUGCAUAUAUAAACAACAAACACGUUAUUCAUAGUUCCAUAGACGGUUGACAACACUUACUGUAUAUUCAUAAUGGAAGCUCUCCAUCUGCCAAGCUUUCAUUAUUGGGGAAAAUCCCUAAAUGUUCAUGUUAGCAGUCUUCAGUUAAGUCCACCAUUUGCUUCAGUCGAUGCCAAAUUCGUUUUACUGCUGUAUAAAGAGCAAAAUACCACAUCGACCCGAAUAUAAGACAACACAGAUCACCGUCAUCUUAAAAUGAGCAUUAUAAUGCAUUAUGUUUCCCAUAGGACUGCGAUCUAUCUGUGGCAUUGGGUUGCGGUAUGCAAGAUGACAUCUAUUUGCAUUAUGCCAUUUUUGGGAGAGAUUAAAAGUGAGCAAAAACAAAAUGUUUAGGAUUGCAAAUCAAGUCUUGUUGAGGACGGCUCCAUGCCAAUACGGUUAGCAGGACCCUCUCGCUGCUCGUUGAGGCGAGCCAUACAUUCUUUCAUGUCUUUCAUGUUGUCUCAAAGUGUCCAAUAAGGCCAGAAAAAGGUGCUCCAUUUAUCACUAUUUGCUUGAAUACUCGCUAAAACGUAGCUUUUUGUGUUUUUUAAAAAUUUCACAAGCAAGGCGGAGCCGCCUGUGAGUGCGUUGAGGCAGUCACAUACGUUCUUGAAUGUUAGUCUCCAAAAGUGUCCAAUAAGACCAGAAAAAGUCGCUCGAAUACUUGCUAAAAUGCUUUUUUCUAUUUUUUGUUAUGUCACAAGCAAGACGGAGCCACCUGUGAGUGCUUUGAGGCCGUGUCCACACGAAUAUGGCUAGCAGGACCCACUGCUCGUUGAGAAGAGCAAUACGUUCUUUCAUGUUAGACUCCAAAAAUGUCCAAUAAGACCCAAAAAAGUAGCUCCAUUUGUCGCUAGUUGCUAAAAUACUUGUUAAAACACAUCUUUUUAUGUUGUUUUUUGAAAUGUUACAAGCAAGAUGGAGCCACAUGUGAUUUAGGCUCCAAAAGUGUCCAAUAAGAGCAGAAAAUGUAGCUCCAUUUGUUGCUAGUUGCUAGAAUACUCGUUAAAACGCACCUUUUUAUGUGUUUUUUUAAUGUCACAAGCAAGCUGGAGCCACCUGUGAGUGCUUUUAGGCGGUGUCCAUUUGAAUACAGAUCCCAGGACACGCUGCUUGUUGAGAAGAGCCAUACCUUCUUUAAUGUUAGUCUCCAAAAGUGUUCAAUAAGCCCUGAAAAAGUCACUUCAUUUGUUGCAAGUUGCUAGAAUACUUGUUAAAAAGCACCUUUUAUGGAUUUUUUUUAAUGUUACAAGCAAGACGGAGCCGCCUGCGAGUGCUUUGAGGCUCUCACAUGUGUUCUUCAAUGUUAGUCUCUAAAAGUGUCCAAUAAGACCAGAAAAAGUCGCUCCAUUUGUCGCUAGUCGCUUGAAUACUUGCUAAAACAUUUUUUCUAUUUUUUUUAAUGCCACAAGCAAGAUGGAGCCACCUGUGAGUGCUUUGAGGCCGUGUCCAUUGUGAAUACAAAUAGCAGGACCCACUGCUCGUUGAGAGGAGCCAUGCGUUCUUUCAUGUCUCCAAAAGUGUCCAAUAAGACCAGACAAAGUCGCUACAUUUGUCGCUAGUCGCUUGAAUACUUGCUAAAAUGCACCUUUUUCUGUUUUUUUAAUGCCACAAGCAAGAUGGAGCCGCAUGUAGCGCUUUGAGGCCCUGUCCACGCCAAUACGGAUACCAGGACACGCUGCUUGUUGACAAAAAGUGCCAAAAGUGUCCAAUAGGACCGAAAAAAGCCGCCCCAUUUGUCGCUAGUCGCUUGACUACUCGCUAAAACGCUAGUGCGUAUGCGGUGUGUAAAGAAGCAGAGUUACGAUGCCGUCUACUGCAGAGAGCGUUCCAUUCCAACGUGAGGUAGCACCACAUCUAUUUGUGGCGGUGCAAAUGUAUUCGUGGCGGGCGACCACAAAGAAAUGAAUGCAUGGGAAACACUGCCCCCGAUACUGUCUUAUAUUCGGGUUUUAGGGUAGUUAAAAGAAACAAGUAGAUGUGUGUUGUCCAUUUGUCCAGGUUCCUUCGUCUUUUUUUGCCUCCGAAAUAAUAAAAUGAGCACUACACAUUCCUGCCUGUACAUUAUUACUGUCCUUUUGCUCUUUUGCAUGAGCUGAAAGAGCAAGAUGGGUGCAUGGCAAACGCAUAGAAAGUGUACAUCCUAAGACCUCCAUCCUAAUAUCCAGUAGUAAGGCUUUGACCUCAUGGUUUGAUGAUUCAAGGCCGUCAUGGAGUGGCGACAAAAAGCUCUACUGCUACUACACCGGCCUACUCGUGCAUCUGGUCUCAAGUGGCACUGAAACUUGAAUCGUGGAUGUAAAGGGAGAAGCAGAAACACCCCUUUUGACAAAGCGGAGAUACCCGUGACUCAUUCAGGCGCAUGAGACACAGUGGGAGUUACAGUGAAGAGGUUAAAUACGCUGGUACGCUAGCAAGGCGGCGUGAUGAGUUAUCUGUUAGCUUUGUAUUUGGACUUGCUGGCGUCCCGCGGUUCUCUGCUCGGGUUGCUCCAGUCGUCCGCUUCGGGGCUGGUGGUGUA
Molecule: messenger RNA, 6111 nt
Organism: Dunckerocampus dactyliophorus (ringed pipefish)
Lineage: Eukaryota; Metazoa; Chordata; Actinopteri; Syngnathiformes; Syngnathidae
Product: choline-phosphate cytidylyltransferase B-like
Exons: 7
Coding region: 688-2082 (464 amino acids)
Biological process (GO): CDP-choline pathway
Molecular function (GO): phosphatidylcholine binding; choline-phosphate cytidylyltransferase activity
Source: RefSeq, a predicted model, not a curated record